AUGAUCAAGUCUUCCAAGCCGGCGUCCUUCAGCAGCGGCAUCAUGCUCUCCAGGAGCGAAGCGCAGCGUCAGAAAGGCGAUGAGCUGCGGAUGCGCGCAGCGGGUAUCGACCCGACAAAGGUGGACGAGCAGUGGGCCGGAGAGGUAAUGUCGAGGAGGCAGAAGAAGGAAGCUAAGGUAGAUGAGGAGCAGGAGAGAGAAAAGAAAGAGGCAUCCGAUCUUCCGAUGGAGAAAAGUGAGGUUGUUGGAAAGAAGCCCGAUGGGCGGCUGAAGUGGCUGCACAAGGCGCUUGUCCUCGCCUCCAAGGGCCGAAUCCCUGCUCCAGCCAUCUACGACAUCGUGCAAUCCUCCAAGUUCACGCAAGGCGUCGGCUCCAAGGUGGGCAUGCAGAUGAAGGGCCUCGUGCUGGCCAACCUCCAUCUCUUCAAGAAGGAGCAGCAGAAGAGCCUUCAAAAUGGAAGGCUGAUGGACUUCUCUGGCGCCGGUGGCAGCGAGUCACGAAGUCCUUCGCCAAAGAAGCGAAAGAAGGAGAAGGAUCGCUCGGAUGAAGAGGACAGGGAGCGGGACGAGGCCAAGCACAAGAAAAGUAAGAAGGACAAGGACAAGGCCAAGGAUGUGGAAGAUGGCCAUUUCGACAAGAGCGAGGUGGCCAGCAAGAAGCCCUCCAGCCGACUGCGGUGGUUGCACGAGGCCUUGGUCUCCGCCCUCGAGGGCCGCCUUGCUGCCUCGGCGAUUUGCGAGGUCGUGCGCUCGUCGAAGUUUGCUUCUGGCCUUGGCACGGAGGUCGGGUUGAGAACCAAAGGCCUGGUCCUGGCCAACUUGCACCUCUUCGAAGAGGAGGAGCGUGAAGAGCUGCAGCGAAGCAGGCUCAUGGAGUUGGACCCUGACGGUGGCGACGAUGCAGACAGUUACAGCUCGCGAAGUCCUACGCCUAAGAAGCGCAAGAAGGACAAGUCUGAUCAUGAAGAUGCGAAGCACAGAGAGAAAGACAAAGAUAAGACCUCAAAGAAGAAGCACUGA
This is a messenger RNA of Symbiodinium sp. CCMP2456, 1020 nucleotides long. The record is from the annotation of a GenBank genome assembly. Lineage: Eukaryota; Dinophyceae; Suessiales; Symbiodiniaceae.